Dendronephthya gigantea is the source of this 309-nucleotide messenger RNA. Its product is annotated as diacylglycerol kinase epsilon-like. NCBI's taxonomy places the organism in Eukaryota, Metazoa, Cnidaria, Anthozoa, Malacalcyonacea, Nephtheidae. The transcript has 3 exons. Gene Ontology annotation, molecular function: ATP-dependent diacylglycerol kinase activity. The record is from RefSeq and is a predicted model, not a curated record. Bases 1 to 309 code for a protein of 102 amino acids.
AUGAAUAGUUAUUUUUCCGUUGGAUGCGAUGCUACGGUCGUCUUAAAAUUUCACAAACAUCGUGAACAACAACCAUCGCUUUUUAGCAGCCGUUUGUUUAACAAGGCAAUUUACUUUAGUUACGGAGUAAACGAAGUUUUAGAAGCUAAUUGUAAAAAUUUGCAAGAAAAGAUUCAGCUGGAAAUGGAUGGCAAGGUGGUUGAACUGCCUGAACUGGAAGGAAUAGUUGUUUUGAAUAUUAACAGCUGGUGCGCUGGUGUCAAAAUGAUUUCUGGUAAUGAUGAAGACGAUUUUCCCCCCGUAAGGUAG